AUGCCUCGUGGACGAAAAAGUAUUAAUUCAACCCCGAAUUCAACAACUCUUCCAACUACCAUUACAAAAAAACCUUUAACUACACAUAAACCUCUGUUACCAAAGAAUAAAUCUUCAUUGGUUAGUUAUGAAGCUGAUUCAGGUGAUGAUGAACAUACAGACGAAGAACAAGAUGGAGGAGAUGAGCAUUCAAAUUCACAUAGUGCAGUUAUAUUACAUGCUCCUGAAGAAAAUGAUUUGGUUCAAAUUGAAACAACUACAUUUACUGAACAAAGAAUUGUUACAUCUGAUGUUUUAAAUGUUACACCUCUCAAACCAGAAGAAACAUCAUCAUGUCGUACUGAUUUAACACCUAAUUAUCCAUUAAUAUUUUUCGAAGAUGCUGACAUUCGUAUACCACCAGAAUCUACUAAGAGGUGUUCAACUAAUUUUCAAGAAAAAUUUGAAGAAUAUAAACGAUUUAAAAAAACAGAUGUUGAUCACAAUGUACGUAUACAAGAAUUAAAAGAUUUUCGAAAUCCAUAUAUGUAUGAAAGAAUGAUUUCUUAUUUGGAUAUUGAUGAAAUAGGAACAAAUUUUCCACAAGAAUUAUAUGAUCCACAUUGGUGGGGUAAAGAAUCUUAUUAUGAAGAAUUAAGUAAGGCACAAAAACUUGAAAUACAUCGUAGAGAAAAAGAACGAACAAAAAUUGGCUUUAUACCUGGUGUUAAAAAAGUUGAUCAACUUGGUGUUGGUUCAUCGAUGAAUCCUCAUAUGGGCGGUGAAAAACAUAUAAUAUGGAAGAAAACACAUAAAGCAACUCGAACUCUCUAUGAAGUACUUUUCUUUGGAACAUUAAGUCUUGGCUUAGGUAUUGAUCGUAAAUGGUUAGAACCAGAUGAAGAUGUUGCUGAAUUUAAAAAACAUAUUACAGAAUUAAAAGCUUCUGAAAUCGUUAUUAAAAAUAAACGAAGUCAAUAUGAUAUGAAUAUAACAUUAGCAAAUUUAGAAUCAUUUCAAGAAGCAAUAAAACAAGCAUCAAAAGUUCUUAAAUGUUCGAAUCCUUCCCGAAAGACUUGA
Molecule: messenger RNA, 1059 nt
Organism: Rotaria sp. Silwood1
Lineage: Eukaryota; Metazoa; Rotifera; Eurotatoria; Philodinida; Philodinidae
Source: the annotation of a GenBank genome assembly